Messenger RNA from Amaranthus tricolor (Joseph's coat), 1277 nucleotides. RefSeq lists its product as uncharacterized. The transcript is spliced from 4 exons. NCBI's taxonomy places the organism in Eukaryota, Viridiplantae, Streptophyta, Magnoliopsida, Caryophyllales, Amaranthaceae. The coding region runs from base 441 to 1073 and encodes 210 amino acids. The record is from RefSeq and is a predicted model, not a curated record.
AUUUGUAUUCCCAUUUGCUAAAGAGACCAAUAAGAAUUAAGAAAUUGAAAAUUGACAAAAUGAGUUGAAUUUCCUUCCUUAGAUAAACCUAAUUAUGAGCAAAACCAAAAACUACUGGGAAAGUAAGAAGACAAAGGAGUAUAUGAGAGGCUUAGAAUUCAAUUUCCAGAAGAACCCAAAUAAUAAUCCUAUCAACAAAACCUCACAAUUCACAUAUACUUCUCAGUUCUUACAAACUUGAAACUGUUUAACUUCCGAUAAUUUCAUUCAGUUCUUACACAUAUAUCUUCACUUCAAAAUCCCAUCUUUUUUUCUUAAUUUUUUUCAUGGUUUGAGGAAUUUCAUCUGUAAAAUCAUCUUCAAUCAUAGAUCUAUGAGGUAAUUUGAAUUUUUUCUCAAUUAUUUUAGGUGGGUAGAGGAAAUAUCUGAAUAAUAAAUUCAUGGAAAGAGAAGAAAAGAAUCAGAUUCAAGCAACAGAGCCAGAAUUUGUUUUACAAUGGGGGAAAAGACAGAAAUGUCUUCGAUUUAAGAACCCUAAUUUUACUUCUAAAUCCGCCGGAGGAAUCCGCCGGAAAAUCACUUCUCGCAUUGUAACUGACACUACUGACACAUCUUCUUCACCCCUUAAUCGCAUCAGCAGGGGUUCAGAUGGGUUAGGAAAUGGGAAGUCACCGGAGAAAGAAGAAAGAUAUUACACGACAAGGGGUUCAUCGGCGGGAGAAGAGAAAGAAAAUGGGAAGUCAAAUAUGGCGGAAGGAAAUGGGUUUGGGGUUGUUGCACAAGAUAAAGGGAAUUUAGUAUGGCCAAAGUUGUAUAUAAGUUUGUCAAGUAAAGAAAAGGAAGAAGAUUUUUUGGCCAUGAAAGGAUGUAAGCCUCCUCAAAGACCUAAAAAGAGGGCUAAAUUGAUUCAACGCACCUUACUUUUGGUGAGCCCAGGAGCAUGGUUAUCUGAUAUGUGUCAAGAAAGGUAUGAAGUUCGAGAGAAGAAAGCUCCCAAGAAGGGAAACUCACAUAAGCAAAGACCAAGAGGAUUGAAGGCUAUGGGAGCGGCCGUAGACAGCGACUCUGAAUGAUAAAGAUAUGUCUUUUGCUAUUUCUAUGACUACUAUUUAGGAUUUGAUAGGGAUUAGGAAGAAGCUUAUUUUGCCUUAUGUUAGCAAACUGUAAUGUAAAUUCCCCCUUGUGUUUAUCUAAGGGAAUCCCAUGGUGCAUGCAUUCUGUUGUAUAUACAAGUAUACGAUCAAGGAAGAUUCGAAUUAUUUAAGAUUUUAUUUCAA